AUGUCCGUGGAGAAGGUGAAGAUCCUGCUGCUGGGGCCGAGUCGCAGCGGCAAGUCAACCCUCGCCGACUUCCUCGCCGGCAUGCGGGACGCCCCGACGAAGACGUACCGCGAGACCCGCCCGCUGCGCAUUCUCGAGCUCGAACUCGGCCUCGACCACCUCCGCCCCACCGGCCACCACCCGCCGGCCGCCCGGAAGGCCGUCGUGCAGCUGUGGGACCUCUCGGGCAGCAGCAAACACCAGGCGGGGUGGCCGGCCGUCGCCGCCAACGCCGACGGCAUCAUUUACGUCUUCAAUCCAGAGAUCCGCGGGGCGGAGAAGGAACUCGUGCUGUGGUAUAAGAACUUCGCACUGGAUCAGGAUCAACUCGAUGAGGCGAAUAACUUUGUGGUGCGGGUGCCAGACAAGCACUCACUCAUCUUCUCCCACCACUCAUCCAUGCCGGAGGUGGCCGUAGGCGAUAACGCCAUUCCACCUAUGCCAAAACAAUUAAGAGGUAUUCGUGCCGUGGAAACUUCUCUGGACUACCAGAGCGAUAAUUUCAAAUCAGCCUUCGACGCACUGGUUGAACAAAUUGUCGUUUCGCGUGUUAUGGCAGAGGAGGAUGAGUUGUUGCAAAAAGAGCGGGAAGCAGAAGAGACACCACGAUUGAUGCGUUAA
Molecule: messenger RNA, 660 nt
Organism: Trypanosoma theileri
Lineage: Eukaryota; Euglenozoa; Kinetoplastea; Trypanosomatida; Trypanosomatidae
Exons: 1
Coding region: 1-660 (219 amino acids)
Source: RefSeq, a predicted model, not a curated record